Messenger RNA from Stylonychia lemnae, 498 nucleotides. NCBI's taxonomy places the organism in Eukaryota, Ciliophora, Spirotrichea, Sporadotrichida, Oxytrichidae. The record is from the annotation of a GenBank genome assembly.
AUGCAAAAAGAGCUGGGAAAAAUAAUUGAUCAGGAGCUCCAAAAGAGCAAAUAAAGUGAGACCUCACUGAACAAAGAUAAAAAACAAUUUCAGAUGGUUCGCUUUGAGGAAUAUUUCUUAAAAAUGCUUGAAUUUCUAGAUGUCCAUUUAGAAGAUGAUUCUUAUGGAGUGGUUUAUUAUAAAGUCAAGAUUCCCAGCAAUUUCUCAAAAAUAAGAGAUUCAAACAUGAGACGCACUCAAUUAAUGACUCUAUUUGAAGUAAUGCCGAAGAAUGCUCUUAAAGGCUUUGAUGAAAGAGAGGCGAAAACUUUUCAGAUGAAAACACAAUUCUUUUAAGAUCUCCCAAUCUAAGAAGAUUUGAUCGGUAUGACUAGAAUAAUGUAAUUGGACGGGAACAUUGCCUUCACAGAAAGUUACAUUUUAAAUUCAAAAACGAAUGAACCUCUUGCUCACGGAAUUAUAAGUUUCAAGUUGAUUGACUAGAUUGCUAAAUUGUGA